CUCUCACAUCUCUCGUCUCUCUUUCAAUAUUUUCCUCUCUCUAGAAUGUAGAUGUCUCUUCCAAUAUUUUCCAUCGCCGCUAAAAUUACCUUAAUUUUCCCAUUUCUCUAUUAUCCACUCCCGGGUGCCCUCUCUCUCUCUCUCUAAACUUCUCUUUAUUUUUCCCAUUUCUCCAUUAUCCACUCUCUCUCUAAGAUUCCUUUUAUUUCUGCCACUCCUCGUAUUGGCUUUAUGUUUUCGAUUUCUCUGUUAUCUCUCUCUAAAUUUCCCCUAUCCGUUUCUUCAUUUCCUCUCUUGUCUUCUCUCUUUUUCUGUUCUGUCUUUCUUCCUCUCUCUAUCUGCUGCCAUUUGUCCGGCAACCUUAAGCAUAGCUCCGCGUAUUUCUGUUGCCGGAUCUUGGCUUGACAUACUCUGAAAUCGGGUUUACACGGUCAAAGGCCACCUUCCUCUUGUUGAAUCCAUUAGGUUUGGCAAAGCUGGGAAAUAAUUUGAUUAACUCACUUAGUCACUUCAAAGAUGACGUCUCGUUCAUAUACUAAUCUGUUAGACCUUGCGACUGGGAAUUUCCCUGCGCCAACCCGAUCUGGCAAGCGCCUUCCUAGAGUAAUGACAGUGCCUGGAGUUAUCUCUGAACUUGAUGAUGACAAUGCAAAUAGUGUAUCAUCUGAUGUCCCCUCUUCAGUUAGCCAAGAACGUAUAAUAAUUGUGGCCAACCAGCUGCCCUUGCGUGCUCGAAGGAGGCCUGAUAAUAGGGGCUGGAUUUUCAGUUGGGAUGAUGAUUCAUUGCUUUUACAGCUCAAAGAUGGGCUACCUGAUGAGCUUGAUGUUAUCUAUAUUGGUUCUCUAAAAGUUGAGGUUGAUCUCAAUGAACAAGAAGAAGUUGCCCAAAUUCUUCUUGAGAAGUUCAAAUGUGUCCCGGCUUUUCUCUCUCCUGAACUUUUGAUCAAGUUCUAUCAUGGGUUCUGCAAACAGCAUCUAUGGCCCUUGUUCCACUAUAUGCUUCCUCUAUCGCCCCAUCAUGGUAACCGAUUUGACCGAUCGCUAUGGCAAGCUUAUGUUUCUGCAAACAAAAUUUUUGCUGAUAAAGUAAUGGAGGUUCUUAAUCCUGAAGAUGACUUUGUUUGGGUUCACGACUACCAUUUGAUGGUGUUGCCCAAUUUCUUGAGGCGAAGAUUCAAUCGGUUGAAGAUGGGCUUCUUCCUUCAUAGCCCAUUCCCUUCAUCCGAGAUUUAUCGAACUCUUCCUGUGAGAGAUGAGAUCCUUAGGUCACUUUUGAACACAGACUUGAUUGGGUUUCAUACUUUCGAUUAUGCUCGCCAUUUUCUCUCUUGUUGUAGCAGAAUGUUGGGCUUGGAGUACCAAUCAAAGCGUGGUUACAUUGGUUUGGACUAUUAUGGCAGGACAGUUGGCAUCAAGAUCUUGCCCCUUGGAAUACACAUGGGCCAGUUGCAAUCGCUAUUGAAUCUGGCUGACAAGGAAUGGCGGGUCAACGAGCUACUAGAGCAGUUCAAAGGUAAAACGGUAGUGUUGGGGGUCGAUGAUCUUGAUAUUUUUAAAGGAAUUAAUCUCAAACUUUUGGCAAUGGAACAGUUGCUUGUGCAACAUGCUAGUCGGCGAGGGAAAGUAGUUUUGGUUCAGAUUAUGAACCCAGCAAGGGGAAUCGGAAGAGAUGUAGAGGACCUACAAGCUGAGAUAAUAGCUACAUCUGAUAGGAUCAAUGAAGCUUUUGGCUCUCCUGGUUACGAACCUGUGGUCUUGAUAGACAGAGCUGUUCCCCUUAAUGAGAGGAUAGCUUAUUACACAGUUGCUGAAUGUGUAGCCGUCACGGCAGUGAGAGAUGGGCUUAACCUCACUCCUUACGAAUACAUUGUUUGUAGACAAGGUGGUAACUUUGUGAAUCCUAGUGAUGGAACUCCCAAGAAGAGUAUGUUGGUGGUCUCCGAAUUUAUUGGGUGUUCCCCUUCUCUAAGUGGAGCCAUAAGGGUGAAUCCUUGGAAUGUUGAUGCAGUUGCUGAGGCUAUAAAUGUUGCUCUCGCCACGAGUGAGGCUGAGAAGCAGCUGAGGCAUGAGAAGCAUUAUAGGUAUGUGAGCACCCAUGAUGUUGCUUAUUGGGCUCGUAGCUUCAUGCAAGAUAUGGAGAGAAUUUGCAAGGAUCACUCCAGAAGGAGGUAUUGGGGAAUUGGGUUCGGGUUUGGAUUUAAGGUUGUUGCUCUUGACCCUUAUUUUAGGAAACUCUCUAUUGAACAUAUAGUGUCAGCUUAUAAGAGGACCAAGAGCAGGGCUAUACUAUUGGACUAUGAUGGUACUGUGAUGCCUCGGACUUCAAUCAGUAAGGCUCCUAGUGCAGAGGUGAUAUCAAUACUCAAUACUCUUUGUGGGGAUCCGAAGAACGUAGUCUUUAUUGUGAGCGGUAGAGGGAGGGAUCCCUUGAGCAGCUGGUUUGCUCCUUGUGAGAAGCUUGGGCUUUCAGCUGAGCAUGGUUACUUCUUGAGGUGGAAGAGAGAUGAGCAAUGGGAGACAUUUGAUCACACGUUGGACCUGGCAUGGAUGCGAAUAGCGGAGCCGGUUAUGAAGCUCUACACUGAGACCACCGAUGGCUCCUCCAUCGAAACCAAGGAGAGUGCGUUGGUGUGGCAUCACCAAGAUGCAGACCCUGACUUUGGCUCUUGCCAGGCCAAGGAGCUACUCGACCACCUUGAGAGUGUUCUGGCAAAUGAACCAGUUGCUGUGAAGAGUGGCCAUCACAUUGUUGAAGUGAAACCACAGGGUGUGAGCAAAGGCAUUGUGGUAGAGAAGCUUCUAUCUGCCAUGGCUGAAAAGGGCAGCAUGCCAGACUUUGUCUUGUGCAUAGGCGAUGAUCGAUCUGAUGAGGACAUGUUUGAGGCAAUCAGGGGCAAUGGUGCCUCAUUGGGGUCUUCGGGAAAUCUCUCUCCUCUUAACAGAGAGGUCUUUGCAUGCACAGUGGGUCAGAAACCGAGCAAGGCCAGGUAUUACUUGGACGAUCCCCAGGAGGUCAUAACGAUGCUUCAAUCCCUUGCUGAUGUUACAAUGGAUUAAACCACUGAAAAGCCCAAGAGACACUAGAUUCCACCCACUCUAAAGGAAAUGACGUCUCUCCAAAACCCUAAAAGAUGUAAGUCUAUAUACACUGGAGAAAACAAGUGAAAUUGGUCAUUGAGAAGGAAGAUCUCACCAUAUAUCUUGAAGGACUUGGAAUACAUGGAGUCUUGAUCACCUCAACAACAGGAGAAAAAGGAGAAAAAGGAGGAAAAUUAUGUUUGGGAUGUUGCUGAAUUACAUGGGGAAAUUUGAUGGUUAAGAAAAUUUGGAAUGAAAAUGCUGUUCAAAGUUUUGGUUAAGAUGCCUAGAGGACUGAGGGAGACAUGUUUCAUGUUAGGCCUAUGUUUAAGAAAUUCUCAUUGGAUUUAAUUGAGGGACGGUGCACUUGUCCGAUGAGAUAGGGCCUCUAUGAAAUACUGUUCAAGAUUAUUUUCAAAGAAAUCAGGAAUAAUGGAAUUAAAUUCUUUUGCGGACUUCAUGGUGGAAAUGGGUUGCUUAGUUGGUGGAUGAAUUAGUGUUUCAAUGAAAAACUUGUCCCUUGGAGAAUUGCAGGCUGCUAAUGAGGCAUUAUUGACAAUUCACUGGGUAUGCAUUAUACUACUUUUGUUUUUUUCCCAAUGGCGCAUCGUAUUGAGAUCUAUCAGCAAGCAAUCUGUCCCUGUCAAGUUCAUGACCUUUUCCUCUUUUUCUCUUAUUCUUUUUUUUCUCUUUGCUCUUUUGGAAGUUUUGUCUCGUGAAGUAUGAUUUUUACAUGUGUCAAUUCGAUUUUGUAAAUAGAUUUUGAAUACCUUCUCCAAUUACAAUAAUUCAACUGUGAAUCCGGGUGUUUCUUCAAUUGCAGAUUUCUAUUGGGAA
This is a messenger RNA of Amborella trichopoda, 3915 nucleotides long. RefSeq names its product putative alpha,alpha-trehalose-phosphate synthase [UDP-forming] 7. Gene Ontology annotation, cellular component: cytosol. Gene Ontology annotation, molecular function: trehalose-phosphatase activity. Gene Ontology annotation, biological process: trehalose biosynthetic process. The record is from RefSeq and is a predicted model, not a curated record. Lineage: Eukaryota; Viridiplantae; Streptophyta; Magnoliopsida; Amborellales; Amborellaceae.